Messenger RNA from Ostrinia furnacalis (Asian corn borer), 3236 nucleotides. It is a transcript of the gene mars, whose product is annotated as guanylate kinase-associated family member mars. The transcript is spliced from 10 exons. The record is from RefSeq and is a predicted model, not a curated record. Gene Ontology annotation, biological process: signaling. Lineage: Eukaryota; Metazoa; Arthropoda; Insecta; Lepidoptera; Crambidae. The coding region runs from base 99 to 2432 and encodes 777 amino acids.
AUUCGCUAUGGAUGGCAUUUCUGUCAGUUUGUAUUCAAAAAUUCAGUUUGUUGUUCAAUUUGUUGUAAUAUAUUUUAGUGUUUUUAUUUUCAGGUGUAAUGGAGAAGAGCUUCGACUUCGGACGGCUUCUGAAGAACCACGAGAAGAAACACAAAAACAAACCUGCGCAGUUUACUAGCGUGGCAGGCGGGGUCCAGAAGCGCUUGGGAGACAACUUGAAACACAGAAAAAGCAGUCGUUUGACUGUGUUUGACAGAAUAAGGAACUUAUCACGAUGUGAAAGCCCUACACCAGUAGGACCAGUGGACACUGCCAAAUCCAAGGUUGAGCAUCGGAGACAGCAGCUAGAAAAAUGGAAGGAAGAAAAGGAAAAGCAAAAAAAGCAGGCCGCUGCUCUAAAGAAAAAGCCAUUUGUAGCAGGAGUACCGCACGCUCCCUUAAAGUUUGUACCGCCUCCACCACCACCAAAACCAAUGCCGAGUACUUCUGGGAGGGUUACGAGAUCACAAUCUGCCAAGCAAAGUGCAACACAAAAAGCUAACACCAAACAGAACAGGGCUCAGUCAUUUGCCCCCAUAAAUGCUUCAUUUCAGCCACCAAAAAAUCUGAUUAAAGUACCAAAAUUAGCUCCUGUGACCAAAACAAAGACAGACGAAAUUAAUUACACAUUUAAUCCAGUAUUACCAAAUUCAUUGAAAAAUCCUGAAAAACAAACUAAAUCAACGAGAUCAAGAACACAAGUGAAUUCAAGACAAGCAAAUACUAAAACAUCUGAAACACGAAAUACUCGCAGUAAUGCUGCUAACAACAAAAAUACUAGACUUGCUAAAAAGCAAAGCCCUAAGAAAGCAUCAAAUUCCCUUCAGAGUACAAGUUCGAGUAGUGAAGUUGAUACGGCAUCCUCUACAGAAAAGUCACCAGUUUUCCAAGUUAAGACACCUAGAAAGUCUUUAAAUAAAUCAAAGCAAUUCACACCCAUAAAACCUGUGCCCAAGAGUGAAUCUAGCUCAGAAGAGAAACUUAGGUCUCCUAAAUCGCCAAUAGAUGUUGUGGUAGUGCCGAUGACUCCGGAACAAAUAGAUGAGGAGUCUAAGAAGAUCAGUCCUUGCGUCACCAUGUCCAGAGGGAAGGAUAAUGCUAGAAGAGAAAUGAAAAAGAAGAUGGAAGAAGGAUUGUUGGACGAUGACACAAGUGACAUGGAGAGCAUCAACCACUUCAGGCGUCAGCUCCAGUCUGAAAUCAAACGCAUGACGGAGAUGUGUGAGGUGUGGGACAAGAUACAAGAGCAGACACCUCUUUCAGAGACUAUACAGGAGCUGGUGUUAGGCGCGGUGGGGCAGGCGCGGCUGCUGAUGUCGCAGAAGCUGCAGCAGUUCGCGUCGCUGGUGGAGCGCUGUGCGCGCCCCGAGCCGGCCCAAGCGCUCGUCACACCCGCCGACCUGCAGGGCUUCUGGGACAUGGUGUUCAUGCAGGUGGAGAACAUAGACAUGCGUUUCAAGAAGCUGGAAGAGUUGCGAGCGCGCGGCUGGGUAGAAGACGCGCCGGUGGCCGUGGUCCGUAAGGCGGCGCCCAAGAACAACGUCAAGAAGCUCACCAAGCCCAGCGGUGGGCCCAGCAGGCUGAGGGAGAUGAUUGCUGCUGCAAGAAAAGCAAAGAAGGAGCAAGAAGAAGCCACCACCACUUUAGCAGCGCCAGCCAGCCCGGCCGAACCCAGCAAGACGUUCGAAGCCGGUUUCUUCUGCGUGAAGUCUCCUGUGCGGUCACCCGCACAAUCUACGCCCGCUAAGCACAGCCUGCUCAAAGCUGUGCUCUCUAGUGAGGCUAAGAAAGCCUCUGCUUCUAAGAACACUGCAUCGUUUGCGAUGUUGCGAGCUUCGAUAAUGAGCAAAAAUGUGGAAGAUGGAAUAGCGCCUCUACCGCCUUCACCCGUGUCACCUGUCAACUUAUACGCGACGCCAGCGCGUAGCAUCCUCAAAUCCGCCAACGUAGCGUCCGAAAAGAAAGCCGGAAAGAAAUCCAUCAAAGUGGUCCUCUUCGACGAGGCUGAGACAGACAACGACCUGAGCAGGACAGAAGAUAAAAAAGAAGAUUUAGGUGUGUCUGAGUUGAACACAGACAGCGGACUGUCCUCUAUGGACGUUGAAAAGGAAACAGAACAAAAGGAAAACAGGGCUGUAACGAAAAGAGGUAGGUUGGUCAGGCAGGAUGCGACUACAGUAGACAGCCACCAAGUCAUGACCAGAAGUCGGAGGAAGAGUCUCAACGCUCAGCUCGAUGUGUCCAAUGAGGACGCAGAAGAGAAGACACCUAGAAGAUCGUCAAGAAAGAAGAAAGCGCUACAAGAAUCGGAAAAUAUAAUGGAGGAUAAGAUGGCGACCCCCAAAAGGUCUGUCAGGUCGAGGAAAAGUGGUAUACAGAGUGUUGUGGCAUAGAUUUAGGAUUAGACUGGAUAUUAGUAUAAAGAUGGAGACAUCACAAGGUUUUGCAAUACUUUUGUAUAGCAGAACACACGGACAUUCACUUGCAGCGGUAUUUCGGUGCAUUAGCGAUUAUCGCCAUAUCGUUAAAAACAUAAGCCUCCUUCUGGCGCAGUCGGGUAAAAAGAGGGGGUUAGAUAAGUCAGUCGAGGCAAAGCGAGUUAUUUUAAAAAGACCUUAAGAAAGAGACCGCCAUUCAUAGGUUUCGGUUUGUGUAGCGGCGUCUCUUUCAUUAUUUUGUUGUCAGACUAACAAUUGUAUUACAUUUUUUUUCUUUUUAUUUUCCACUAUUAUUUUAAAAUAGCAAGUCGAUUGUUAGUUUAAUCUUCUAUCUCAAUGUUAUUUUCUUUAUUGUAUAGUUUUACUUGAAAUAAUCAUGGCGUUUGCAUCAAGUAUUGUCAUUUGUAAAAGAUAUGUCUGUAUUUAGCAGAUAUGAUCUUUUCAAUAUCGUAUAAAAUAUAGAGAUAACUUUUUAGUGUUCAUUAAAAAUAAUUAUCUCCAAGUUAACUUUGUCCAAAGAAAUAAUGAUUGAGACAUUAUGUAUCCGAAAAUAAUGCCGCACAAAAUUUAAUGUUAGUUAGACAUUUACAAUCAUUGAAGUGUGUUAAAUUAUGUUAAAUGCAAGUUAUUCUUGUUAAAAUAUUGUAUUUUGUAGAUCUGUUUGUGACUGUACUGAAAAUUAUCAUAAGUUGUUGCGUAUCUGUAUUUCUUUUAGUUUUUGACAUUGAAAUGAAUUAUAACAACGUUAGUUUGAUAAUA